Messenger RNA from Panicum hallii, 1586 nucleotides. Its product is annotated as 5'-adenylylsulfate reductase-like 4. The coding region runs from base 159 to 941 and encodes 260 amino acids. Lineage: Eukaryota; Viridiplantae; Streptophyta; Magnoliopsida; Poales; Poaceae. The record is from RefSeq and is a predicted model, not a curated record. The transcript has 4 exons.
CUUCCGCUCCUCUCCCUCCUCCUCCCCUCCCGAGCGCGGCUGGUCGGCCUCGCCGGCGACCCCACGUCUCUCUACCCCUCCUGGAGCCAGAGGCCGCGCGCGCGCGCCCGUGCUCGCUCGCGAUCUGCUAGGGUUCCCUCCGGCGGGGCCCACCACCCAUGCCGUCGGCGGCGGCGGCCUCCGCGGCGGCGCUCCUCCUCCUCCCCCUCCUCGCCGCCGCGGGCGAGGUGGCGGUCUGCCCGAGGCCGCCCGCCGCCGCAGCCGUCCUGCGCCAGCGCCACGCGCCCGCCUCCUGCUCGGCGGCGGACGCCCCGGGGCCCCGGCGUCGCCACGCCGCCGUCGUGGAGGGUGAUGAUUGGGCUCUGCAAAAGGCAGUAGCACUUGUGCUGCAGAACAGGGAAGAUUUUGUUGCUAUUCUUUUUUAUGCUUCGUGGUGUCCUUUUUCUAAAAUUUUCAGGACAGAUUUUCAAAAGCUAUCGUCCUUUUUUCCAACUAUUGCUCAUUUUUCUUUCGAAGAAUCUCAUAUCAAACCAAGAAUAUUGUCAAGAUACGGAGUCCGUGCCUUCCCAACUCUUUUCCUUGUGAACUCUACAGUGCGUGUGCGCUAUCAUGGAUCUCGGACCAUGAAUUCCCUUGCUAUGUUCUAUAAAGAUGUUACAGGUAUGAAUCCUGUGUCAUUGGACACAAUAUCCCUGGAGACAGUGGAGGAUACAGUAACUAUAAUUGAUAAUGACAAAAAGAGCAAAAAGGAGGAUUCUCUGUUAUUAUGGGCAAGAUCACCAGACAGGUUACUUCAUCAAGAUACAUGUCUUGCAUUGGCUAGUUCUUUUGUGCUCUUGAGGUUGCUUCAUUUUCUUCUUCCCAAGAUCAAUGCAUGCAUGAAGCAAGCAUGGAGGAUGCGACUUUAUGAAUUGAAUAGGUUGUUUCCUAGCUUGUCUUGAGGAAACCAAUGUGGACAUGGAAACUUGAACUGAUUGUCUAAACAAGGCAGCAUACACAUAAGCGAUGCAUGCAGCAAACCAGAUCAUGAGGGGGUUGGGGUUCUGUCAAUGUCUGCUCAUAAGUUAAUCAACAUUGUUGGCUCAUGGCUGACUAGUGAAAAUGAUAGUUCUAGCAGCUCAGUGUAUCCCCAAGGUCUCAUCAAAGAUAGCUCUACCAGCUCAGUAUAUCCCCAAGGUCUCAUCAGUGGAUGUAUCCUAUUUCCUCGGUCUUAACUCUUUCUGUGUCGACUAUAUGUGGUCAUUCCUUGGAAAUGUCUCUACAAGCUUAAGUGGCAUUCAAGGAAAUGCUGGCGUGAAUGACUGCAUGGUGAUCAUCUAUACUAGCGGCCAUCUCUGUGCAAAUUCAAAUUUGUAUCUUGGUCUUGUUCUGGAUAAACAAAAAUACAACAUGUAUUCUAAGAAAGAUGGUUCUUCUAGGUUAGUCAUACAUGAUUGAUAUGUUUGCGUUUGACAAACUCGAGGGGGUCCGUACUGUUUGUGUAUAGCUAACAAUCCUGUUGACCAACUGGUUGUUCUAGUGAAGUUUACUGGAUGUAAAUGGAAUUGCCGGAUCACAACGACAUAAGUUAUUUUUCUUUUUUCUGG